Messenger RNA from Notechis scutatus (mainland tiger snake), 2606 nucleotides. The record is from RefSeq and is a predicted model, not a curated record. NCBI's taxonomy places the organism in Eukaryota, Metazoa, Chordata, Lepidosauria, Squamata, Elapidae.
AUGGACCUGAAGGUGGACGAGGAGGAGGUGGAAAACGGGCAGCCGGUCAGCAUCGAGGCAUUUGCCAGCAGUUCCACGCUGCACGGCCUGUCCCACAUCUUCUCCUACGAGCGCCUGUCAGUCAAGCGCAUCUUCUGGACCCUGUGUUUCCUGGGCUCCUUCGCCGUGCUGGUCUUUGUCUGCAAUGAGAGGAUCCAGUACUACUUUCUCUACCCUCACGUCACCAAGCUGGACGAGGUGGCUACCACCCACAUGACCUUCCCAGCCAUCACCUUCUGCAACCUCAACGAGUUUCGCUUCAGCCAGGUGACCAAGAAUGAUCUGUACCAUGCUGGGGAGCUCCUCGCCCUGCUCAAUAACAGGUAUGAGAUUCCAGACACCCAAAUGGCUGAUGAGAAACAGCUGCAGAUCCUGCAGGAGAAGGCAAAUUUCCGCAACUUCAAGCCCAAACCUUUUAACAUGCGGGAGUUCUCGGACCGAGCUGGCCAUGAUAUCCAGGAAAUGCUGCUCUCCUGCUUGUUCCGUGGGGAACCAUGUGGCCCCGCUGACUUCAAAGUGGUUUUCACUCGCUACGGAAAGUGCUACACCUUCAAUUCUGGCCAGUCUGACAAGCCACCCCUCAUUGCCAUGAAAGGGGGCACCGGCAACGGCUUGGAGAUCAUGCUGGACAUUCAACAGGAUGAAUACCUUCCAGUCUGGGGAGAGACAGAUGAGACGUCCUUCGAAGCUGGGAUUAAAGUGCAGAUCCACAGCCAGGAUGAACCACCCUUCAUUGACCAGCUGGGAUUUGGAGUGGCACCCGGCUUCCAAACGUUUGUGUCCUGCCAAGAGCAGCGGCUUAUCUACCUUCCUCCACCUUGGGGUGACUGCAAGUCAGUGACAGUGGAGUCUGAAUUCUACGACACCUACAGCAUCACUGCUUGCCGCAUAGAUUGUGAAACCCGCUACUUGGUGGAGAACUGCAACUGUCGUAUGGUGCAUAUGCCUGGUGAUGCUCCGUACUGCACCCCUGAACAGUACAAAGAAUGUGCAGAUCCAGCCCUUGACUUCUUGGUGGAGCGAGACAAUGAUUAUUGUUUAUGUGAGAUGCCUUGCAACGUCACACGCUAUGGUAAAGAGCUGUCCAUGGUGAAGAUCCCCAGCAAGGCCUCAGCCAAGUAUUUGGCCAAGAAAUACAACAAGAGUGAACAGUACAUUGGGGAGAACAUCCUGGUUCUGGACAUUUUCUUUGAAGCUUUGAACUAUGAAACAAUUGAGCAGAAGAAAGCAUAUGAAGUAGCUGGACUGCUGGGUGAGAUCACUUUUUUUCUUUCUGCCAGUUGGGGCAGAUCCUGUAAAUGCCAGGCUUCCAGGGCAGGGGGGACCUUUUGGGGCUCACUUCAAUGUAAUGCAAAAUGUCCAUGCUUCCCCUUUCCCCUCAGUGUGGGUGACAUUGGGGGACAGAUGGGGCUGUUUAUUGGAGCCAGUUUACUGACUGUGCUUGAGCUUUUUGACUAUGCCUAUGAGGUUAUUAAGUUCCACCUCUGUCGCCGUGACAAGUGUGAGAAGAAACACAAAGGGAAUAACAGUGACAAGGGUGUUGCCCUGAGCCUGGAUGAUGUGAAGCGCCAUAAUCCAUGUGAGAGUAUCCGAGGCCAUCCAGCAGGCAUGACAUACGCAGCCAACAUCCUACCUCACCACCCAGCCCGAGGAACUUUUGAGGAUUUUACCUGUUAACUGACAACUGGAUGUACAACUAACACUACCAAAGGGAAGGGGCCAUGCUGAGCAGCUUUGGCCCAGCCCAGCCCGUGGACCUGCCAACCUUUUUGCAGGGCCUCUAUCUCAGACUACUGGGGAGGCAGCAGAAUCCAGCCUCUCCUCAUCCAUCCGCCCCAGGCCAAUGCAGCGAUACGCACAUGGAGCCAGCUGGACAGAGGUGAGGCUCAGCUGCCAGAUCCACUCCAGUUUCUGCUCGUUCCAAUGACGCCCUUGAACUUUAAACGUAACAGAAGUGCUGCUGGAAGAACCCUCCCCUCCCCCGCCCCGCAGUAACCAAUGGAGGUGAGGGCACAGCCUUCUCCGGUCCACAAACACUGAAGUCUUAACUGUGUGUCUCUCCUUCUGUAUCUGUCAUGCUCCCUAACCACAGCAAGCCUUGUGUGGCAGUGGUCAUUGUGUGCAAAGCCCUCUCUCUCCCUCUCUCUCUCUCUUUUAAUCCGAAUGCCAAGAAGAACCUACAGGAACAGGUAGAGCCAGACUGCUUCUGGGGUAUUCUGUUUCUAAGAGGCUACUUAUCUAUCAAAAGGAAGUGCUGCUUCAGUUCUCUUCCCCUCUCCCUUCCGACCGUGCGCUGUGGGAAGGCCGACAGUCAUAGCCUUCCCUGGAGCAAGACUGCAACUGAACUGAGAGAGCCACUUCCACAGGAUGUGCCAUCAUCUGCUCAUCUCAUCCAACUGGCAGCUUCUCAUUUGACCUGGCCUGGACUCUGUUUCUUCUUUGAGCCCUGGCCUAUUCUAUCCAUCCUCCCAUCAGAAAGGCAGGUAGCAAAGCUGUUCCAAAGGUUACAACAUUCACAUGAUGAACUGCCUGGGCCCCUUCUGUGCAGGUUAUUAGGAAAGAUGUGA